Nannospalax galili (Upper Galilee mountains blind mole rat) is the source of this 694-nucleotide messenger RNA. It is a transcript of the gene Ciao2b, whose product is annotated as cytosolic iron-sulfur assembly component 2B. The record is from RefSeq and is a predicted model, not a curated record. Gene Ontology annotation, cellular component: cytosolic [4Fe-4S] assembly targeting complex. The transcript has 5 exons. Gene Ontology annotation, biological process: iron-sulfur cluster assembly. Bases 60 to 548 code for a protein of 162 amino acids. Lineage: Eukaryota; Metazoa; Chordata; Mammalia; Rodentia; Spalacidae.
GUGCGCAGUAGGAGCGGAAGUAUACACCACAGUAGGUGUGUGGAACCCGCGGUUCCGGGAUGGUGGGCGGCGGCGGCAGCGGCGGGCUCUUGGAGAAUGCCAACCCUCUCAUCUACGAGCGCUCCGGGGAGCGGCCAGUGACCCCGGGCGAGGAAGACGAGCAGGUGCCCGACAGCAUCGACGCCCGCGAGAUCUUCGAUCUCAUUCGCUCCAUCAAUGACCCGGAGCAUCCACUGACCCUGGAGGAACUAAAUGUAGUAGAGCAAGUUCGGGUUCAGGUUAGUGACCCUGAGAGCACAGUGGCAGUGGCCUUCACACCCACCAUCCCACACUGCAGCAUGGCCACUCUUAUUGGCCUGUCUAUCAAAGUCAAGCUUCUUCGCUCCCUUCCCCAGCGUUUCAAGAUGGACGUGCACAUUACACCUGGGACCCACGCCUCGGAGCAUGCAGUGAACAAACAGCUUGCGGAUAAGGAGCGAGUGGCAGCUGCCUUGGAGAAUACUCACCUGUUAGAGGUUGUCAAUCAGUGUCUGUCAGCCCGCUCCUGAGCCUGGCUUUCGACCCCCAGCCUGCACAUGGGUGUCCUGGUCCCAGCUCUACCAAGGGCUCAUGGCUUUGUUUUCUUGAAUCACUGACAGUGAAAAGCUAACAUUUUGAAUUUUGUAAUAAAUCCUUAAUUUAUAUUCAUUUCCCA